ACGGGUACAGUACUCUACUCCGUACUAGUACUGGAUUUGUGAAGGCACCAGAAGGCAAACCUGAGGUGACAUCCAAGUCGAGAGUCCAUAUCAAAGUGAUCCCCGCAACCACCUCGACGACUCAUCUUGUUGGCUUCUGGAAGUUGAGAAGCUAGACACACUACAUACCAAGGUAUAAUAGCUAGGCAAAUUUCACCAUGGAGGCCGAAAUCAAGUCCUAUAUUCCCGGGAUCGACUCUGUCAUUUCGGAAUAUUCAGUCGGAUAUCUGAGCCAUGCCUCCAACGCAUACGUGCCCGAUUCGGAUGCCACUGGUAUCACACCCUUAGAAGAGGCCGCAACCUCCAUCACAGCCCUUCUUUUGUCGGCCUCCGGCGACCCAUCUCCAUCAAAUGAGGAAAAACUUAGCCAGCUGGUCAACAAAUGGGUGGAAAAGUUCAAUGCUUCCGCUGCAAGUGGACAGCAGAGACAAGUCUCAUCGGCCGCCAAACGGUUAGACAAGACGAUCCAAGUGGGGGCUCAACGUAAUAUGUCCUCUACUCUGGGAAUAUCUACGACAGGUGUAGAUCUGGAGUCAGCAAACACCAGAAAACUCGAAUCCAAAGUGGAUCGAAAGAAGCUGGAGAAGGCUGAGCGAAAGAUUGCUGCUAAACAAAGCAAAAAGGUUUUCAAGGCCGUUGAAUAUGAAGCCUCCAAACUCAUCGGUCAAGUUGACGAUACUCGGUCCUAUGAAGAUUUCUUUAUGGCUGUCAACCCUUUACAGUUGGGGCAAUCUCAAACCAAGAGCAAAGACAUCAAAUUGGAUGGAAUCGAUGUUUCUAUUGGUGGUCUGAGAAUUUUGUCAGACACUACAUUAACACUGUCCUAUGGUCGAAGAUAUGGUCUUGUUGGUCAGAACGGUAUUGGUAAAUCGACACUUUUACGAGCACUAGCACGUCGAGAGCUGGCAAUUCCAACCCACAUUUCAAUUCUCCACGUAGAGCAAGAGGUAAGAUGACCAGCUUUGAAAUAUGCACAAAAGCCACUAACAUGCAAUUCAGAUUACUGGAGAUGACACACGUGCACUUCAAGCAGUCUUGGAUGCCGACGUGUGGCGUAAACAUUUGUUGAGCGAGCAAGUUGUAUGUAUUACCUAGACUAGAAGCAAGCAAGUCUAUUUUAGUGCUAUAGUACUGACAAAAUGUAUAGAAACUUGGCCAGCAGCUCAAUGCCAUCGAAGAGAAAAGGUCUUCAAUGGCUGAUACUUCAGCAGAUGCUGCGGACCUCGAUCAUGAGCGUGAAGGCCUGGAUCAGACACUUGGUGAUGUUCAAGCUAAACUAGCAGAAAUGGAAUCCGAUAAAGCAGAAUCAAGAGCAGCAACAAUUUUGGCUGGUCUUGGUUUCUCUCCAGAACGUCAACAAUUUGCUACAAAAACAUUCUCUGGAGGUUGGCGUAUGCGUCUGGCCUUGGCACGAGCACUCUUCUGCGAACCGGAUCUCUUACUUCUUGACGAACCUUCUAAUAUGUUGGACGUCCCCUCUAUCACUUUCCUUGCCAAUUAUCUACAAGGCUAUCCAAGUACUGUUCUCGUUGUAUCCCACGACAGAGCGUUCCUCAAUGAAGUCGCCACGGAUAUUGUCCACCAACAUUCCGAGCGCCUCGAUUACUACAAGGGUGCCAACUUCGAGUCGUUCUAUGCCACUAAAGAAGAGCGUCGGAAGACAGCAAAGAGAGAAUACGAGAACCAGAUGGUGCAGCGUCAACAUCUUCAGAAUUUCAUUGAUAAAUUCCGUUACAAUGCUGCCAAGUCCUCCGAAGCUCAGUCUCGUAUCAAGAAAUUGGAAAAGAUGCCUGUUUUGGAGGCACCAGAGAGCGAGUACACGGUCCACUUCAAAUUUCCAGAUGUUGAGAAGAUGUCUCCCCCAAUUGUGCAGAUGACAGAUGUUUCCUUCGGCUACACCAAGGAGAAGCCACUUCUCCGAAAUGUCGAUCUCGACAUACAAUUGGAUUCUCGAAUCGGUAUCGUCGGACCCAACGGUGCUGGUAAGACCACUGUUUUGAAACUUCUUAUCGGAGCAUUAACACCUACAUCUGGACUCAUUUCUCAAAAUCCACGUCUAAGAGUUGGUUUCUUCGCCCAACACCACGUCGAUGCUCUUGACUUGGCCACCAGUGCCGUAGGGUUCAUGGCUAAAACCUACCCUGGAAAACAAGACGAAGAAUACCGUCGCCAUCUCGGAGCCUUUGGUAUCACCGGUAUGACAGGUCUCCAGAAAAUGGAACUCCUAUCCGGAGGUCAGAAAUCCCGUGUCGCGUUUGCAUGUCUCUCACUCCAGAACCCACAUAUUCUCGUUCUCGACGAACCUUCCAAUCACUUGGAUAUCGAGGCCAUGGACGCAUUGAGUCAGGCUUUACAAGCUUUCCAGGGAGGUGUCUUGAUGGUCAGUCACGAUGUCACGAUGUUGCAGACUGUCUGUAAGAGUCUUUGGGUUUGUGAUAACGGGACGGUGGAGAAGUUUCCUGGGGACGUGGCGGCUUAUAAGAAGAGGAUUACGGAGCAGGCUGAUGCUGCGGGGGUUGCUGCUCAGCAUUAGAGUAGAAGAAUACGCUCAAUAGUUAAAUUCAAAAUUCUGACUACUAAUGGUGC
Molecule: messenger RNA, 2625 nt
Organism: Hymenoscyphus albidus
Lineage: Eukaryota; Fungi; Ascomycota; Leotiomycetes; Helotiales; Helotiaceae
Source: the annotation of a GenBank genome assembly